Molecule: messenger RNA, 5448 nt
Organism: Pantherophis guttatus
Lineage: Eukaryota; Metazoa; Chordata; Lepidosauria; Squamata; Colubridae
Gene: NEK7
Product: NIMA related kinase 7
Biological process (GO): peptidyl-serine phosphorylation
Cellular component (GO): nucleus
Molecular function (GO): ATP binding; protein serine/threonine kinase activity
Source: RefSeq, a predicted model, not a curated record
CAAUCGGCAGCUCUUUUCAGAAAGGACUUCCUGCGAGACUGCAGCCGGCUGGGACGGUAGCUUGAAAAGCGAAAAAGAGUGCCGGGCUGGGCUUGGUUUUGGCUUUUGCAAGAAAACAAGAACGGGCAGCCGAUUAGUAAGAAUUAUUAUUAAGUAGUCAUUCAAAAGGAUUGUGAUUUGAAAUAAUGGAUGAACAAUCACAGGGUCUGCCAGGUCCUCCUGUGUCUCAGUUUCAACCACAGAAAGCCUUACGACCUGACAUGGGCUAUAAUACUUUAGCCAAUUUUCGGAUAGAAAAGAAGAUUGGCCGUGGACAGUUUAGUGAAGUCUACAGAGCUACAUGCUUGUUGGAUGGUGUGCCAGUAGCUUUAAAAAAAGUGCAGAUAUUUGAUUUAAUGGAUGCAAAGGCACGUGCUGACUGUAUUAAGGAAAUUGAUCUUCUUAAGCAACUGAACCACCCCAAUGUAAUCAAAUAUUACGCAUCAUUUAUUGAAGACAAUGAACUAAACAUUGUGCUGGAAUUAGCAGAUGCUGGAGACCUUUCUAGGAUGAUCAAGCAUUUUAAGAAGCAGAAGAGGCUGAUCCCGGAAAGGACAGUUUGGAAAUAUUUUGUUCAGCUGUGCAGUGCCUUGGAACAUAUGCAUUCCCGGCGUGUCAUGCAUCGAGACAUCAAGCCAGCAAACGUAUUCAUUACUGCUACAGGAGUAGUAAAACUUGGAGAUCUUGGAUUGGGAAGAUUUUUCAGUUCUAAAACCACAGCUGCACAUUCUCUAGUGGGAACACCUUAUUAUAUGUCUCCAGAAAGAAUCCAUGAAAAUGGAUAUAACUUCAAAUCAGAUAUCUGGUCUCUAGGAUGUCUGUUAUAUGAGAUGGCUGCAUUGCAAAGCCCCUUCUAUGGUGACAAAAUGAACUUGUAUUCUUUAUGUAAAAAGAUAGAACAAUGUGAUUAUCCACCCCUUCCAUCAGACCACUACUCAGAAGAACUCCGACAACUAGUUAACAUCUGCAUCAACCCAGAUCCAGAGAAACGACCAGAUAUAACCUAUGUUUAUGACAUAGCAAAACGCAUGCACGCCCACACAGCUACCAGCUAAAAGAUUUGCCCCGUGGGAGGAACCAAAACAAGUUGUGAACAUUUAAGCACUGAGAUGCUUUCUCCGCAAUUUUUUUUAUUGUCUAUUGCUUUAAAUUUAUUUAUGUAUCAAGGUUAUAUUAACACCUUUGUUACAUAAUUUAUAAGUAAAGGCUACGUAUAUUUUUAAAUUUUAAAGUAUGAGAUAGUUUUAAACAUAGGUAAAUUGUUGUUACAACUUAAGAGUAAUUGCACUUCAUUUAUAUACUAUACAAUUAUUGAAUAAAGGAGAAACAUUUUUAUAUAGUUUUAACUUUUAUCUAACAUGUCUGAGUUGCAGGUUUUCUUAGGAAGAUAACUGUUUAUUUCCUACAAGCAAAAUGGACAUGAAUAUGAUGAAAGCAUAAUUACUGAAUUUAUUAUUCAUUAGUAAAUUUAUUGCUGGUUUUCUUUCUACCCCUCUCCCAGGAAUUUAAAAAAAUAUUAUAAAAAAAACCAAUGUAUAGUUUUGCUUGUUAAAAAAUAUGUAUUUAUUCGACAUUGAGCUUUAAGGCAGUUUUUGAAUGUGAAAAUGUGACUUUUUCAACUGGUUUUUUUUUUUUGGCAUAUUGUCCCACACUGGUGAAACAACGGAGAAGAAAUCUGGUCAAAUUGUUUGUUAUCUAGUCUUGUACUGUAUUAUAACCCCAAUCCCUAAUUUUGAUUUCAAGAACGGAGAGAAUUUUUACAAUGUCUAGGAAUUAGAAUCAGUCAUCAGGUUCGAAGGGAUGUUGAGGAUCACCUGGUCCAGUUCCCUGCUUCAUUUGUACCGCAGGUUGUCUCUGCUAUCUCCCUAACAGAUGGCUUAAAUCAGAGGUAUCAAAACUGGCGGCCUGCAGCUCGGAUUUGUCAUGUGCAGGCCACACUCACCCUGGCUCCACAAAGGCAAAAAACCUUGUGAUGCAUCGUGAUACAUCACAUGACACGAUCGAGUUUGACACCCAUGGCUUAAAUAGAAAGGAACAUUUAACGACUUCCAAGCCAGCUUGUUCCACUGCCUUAAGGUUCAAGCUUGUAGCUGUAGUGUCAUCAUUCUCCAAAUCUGUGGCUACUAAGGGUAAGCUCCAGUUAUAAAUUAGUUUUUCAGUAUUACAUUGCUAAACACAAAAAAAUUAGAGGACUAGUAGAGUACUUAACUUUGGGCUGGAUAGUUAUGCAUGUUAAUUGCAUUGGCAUAGAUGACUCCAAGAACCUAAGAGAUUGGAUUUAAAGGAAAUUUGCUUUGGAGAACUUUGAAGAAGGAUGAACCAAGGCCACUUCCCGAGUUGUGCAAUGUAGUUUCUUCAUAACAACAUCCAGACACUGCUGAAAUAAUAUAAAGCUGUCCUCAUUACUACCACUUUGGCACUCUGAUGCUUAGAUGACUAUAGAAAAUAUUACAGACGUUACAGAAGUAGUUAUGUGUGGGAAAAUCAUCCCAAGGUAUUUGAAAUAUGAGGGACACUUAAAAUAAAUGACUGUCAUUUGGAAGAUCCUUCAAAUUGUUUACAUAGAAUAAUGUCUCCAUAUGCUGUGAUUCAUAAUGCUGAAUGGAGGCCAUUGUAUAUGUUUGUUUAUGUAAUUAGAAGUUAAAUUAUGACUGUGGUUAAGAUUCAUGGCAAUAGGUAAUCCACUGCUGGGCAGGGUUUGAUAUGAAUUAUCAAUUACAGUGAAGGUAUCUGCUUUGAAAAUCCUUUAUUAAUUUAAAAGACAAUAAUAAUUGGCUGGAAACUAAAAAAAAAAAAAGUUUUGAAUUGGUGAAGCUUUUGUUAGCCUUUAGAAUGACCUGAAAUGAAAUAGAUCAAUAAAGUAAUAACUAGCAUUCUAUCAUGAAAGGGAAGAAUAUUAAUUUAUAACUUCAAGAAAUUAUGUAGAUAAAGGUCUGAUUGUUUAACAUGCUGAAGUUCAUAAACAAGGCUUCCCUAAGAUCGUGUCCCCCAGACAUUACACCGCAGUUCUCAAAAUCUGCACCUAUCACACUGCAGACAUUUUGAAAUUAAAGGAACAUAUAAAGUUGAAAUCUAUAAUAUCAUAAGAAAGAGGUAAUCAAAAAAGAUAAAUCAAGAAAGAGGUAAUCACUCUUUCUUUGUAAAUAUUAAUAUUAACAGAUUAGUACCGAUUCAUCAUAUAUUUCAGUCACAUAUAUGACUAUAAAACUAUGUGUCAUUUCAUGAUUACAACCAGCCCUGGUCUGCCCCCUUUGCAAUGAUCUAAGAAAAAAAAUUAGAUUCAUGCCCAAUUGUCUCUUAAAGGUGUAGCAGCACUGUCCAUUUCUCUACUCUUGCUGUUCUAUUCUAGCUAGAUAACUGAUUUUUUUAAUCAGGAUUUUUUUUUAUAAAAGAUCAGUGGGAAUAAUGAGGUCUGAUGGCCACUAAUUGGACAGGUAUGAAACACAUGCUUUUUGUUGCAUCAGCUUAUGUUAAUGUGAUUUUAAAUUCUAUGUCCAGUAAUGUUUGGAGUAUAGUUAAAACUUUAGUACAACAUCUAGUCAUAGAAGCCAUGAGGGAGAAACUUGAAAUUUUGCCUUUUCCCUUAGUGCAUGUUUGACUUUGCAGGAAAAUUCAAAGAAAAUGAAAAAUGCUAAUGUCAGUAAGAUUCUUUCCUCCUUUUUUUUUUUUUUUUUUUUUUUUGCUAGGGAUAAAACUAACAUAACAUUUGUUAAAACAUUGACUAAAAUAAUAUCCCAGUCCCUUGUUCCCACCACAACAUUCAUGCUUUCCUAUGCAAAAAUAUUUCAGAAUUCUGUAUUUUUUUCCCCAUUGAAGAGAAGAAGCUGUAGCAUUUAAAAUAGCAUAAUCUUUAUGUGGCCUUCUGGCAUGCAUAUUUGAAAAAAAGGUUUACUGAAUUCACUCCAAGUAUGUAUCACUAAUUGUGUGUGGGUGUGUAUGUGUACACACACGUGCAUGACUACCUUACACAAAACACUUUGGACAGUUGUUUCUAACAAAUGUUGGGAAUAAUCAUGACAUUAAUUCCAAUGUAAACCAAAGACAUAUUUGUAAAACUAUCUGAUAUUGAUAAAAAUAUGUGGACCGAGUAUGUAAAUUAAUUACAUGUAUGAAAAAGGUACAGGUUCCAUAUACUGUAUCUGCUGUUAGCAUCAGAUAUAGUGGAUUUUAAGCCUUGUUAAAAAGUGCAAGCUUGCUCCAAUCCCACUACAUACCAGCAAAACCAAGAUCAAGAUAAUCCUUAAAUUAUCUUUAAAUCAUGAUCAAAAUAAUUUUUCUCCUCUCUAGUACCAUCCCUUUCACAAGAAUCAAGACACUGUGCAUUGACACAGAAAUACCAUUAAUGCAUUGCAGUAAAUAGUGAUGUUCCAUCCAGAACAUUGAUAUACCGAGAAGAGUUAUCUCCAAACGUGGGACUACAGUAAGGACAUGCUUAUUGUCCACAGUAAGCAUGCUUAGUGGCCAUAUUAGGGAAUCUGGGGAGGCAAAUCUCUGUAGACUAGAUAUUCAAGUCCAGCAGUGUAGCAACUUCCAAAGCCAUCUUUGGAUCAUAAUACUUUGCUAAGGGAAGGACCCAUCAAACAAUGCUAGAGCAAUGCUGCAGCCAUUAAAUUGUAGUCUCUUGAACUAUUAAUGAUGCUUUGGAAUAUAAAAUAGAUUUCUUAAUAUUUUGAUUUGACUAGCAGAGGUAUGUGUUGGCAACCACCUGUUUGAUCUCACCGAAAUAAUGGAAAGUUGCAUAAGAGGCCAAAAAGAACUCAAGUUCCUGACAGCAUAAGGUAAGAGAAUGGCAACUGGGCCAUUUCUGCCUCUGAACCUUCAUUCUUGGCAGAUCAAGUUCUAGUUCAAGACCAACAGGGCUCUCUAGCAAGAUCUAGAAGAAUAACAUACUCAAGUUUUCUUCAUCAUUGCAUUACUACAUCUGGGUUGCAUAUAUCUGGAAAUUACCAGAAGGCAGCAAAGAGCAUUUUUCUGUAUUGUCUAGUAAUGUUGAUUUUUACAGCAGAAAUCGGGUAGCCGAACUCUGUCCACGCUAAACUGUUUUAGAUACUUAGCAAUUGCUAAGUAACAAAUGCCUUAAUUUUUCUUCUGCACUAUAAGAAAAUACAUAUAUUUUUAGAUUCCAUAUAUGGGUACUGUUAAUACAUUUGCUGUGUUUAUUUUAACCAAGCUGUUUGCUUCUUUGAAAUAAAUGUAUUCUGUAUACUAAACAAAACCGAACAUAAUAUGCAUAGUUUUAUAUUCAGUAAUAUUGUAAUAUUUCUGGCUUUAUGAAUAUUUGUGUUGUGUUUGAUUUCUAAAUAUACUCUUGCACAAUGAUUACUCAGUGUUCAGAAUUUUAUGUUGUACAAUAUCUUAAUAUAAAGAACAUAGAUAAAAUAUAUGGUAAAAUAAACCCACCUAAAUUUA